This is a messenger RNA of Adineta ricciae, 1230 nucleotides long. Lineage: Eukaryota; Metazoa; Rotifera; Eurotatoria; Adinetida; Adinetidae. The record is from the annotation of a GenBank genome assembly.
AUGGCCGCUUCGCGACCUCUUGUGAGCGUGUACGAUGAAAAGGGACAAUCAACACAAAAAUCAGUUGUUUUACCAGCUGUUUUUCGUGCACCUAUUCGUACUGACAUUGUCAACUUUGUUCAUGAUCAAAUGAGACGUAACAAACGACAAGCACAUGCUGUUAGCACAAAAGCUGGUGAACAAACAUCAGCAGAAUCGUGGGGCACUGGUCGUGCUGUUGCUCGUAUUCCACGUGUACGCGGUGGUGGUACACAUCGAUCAGGUCAAGGUGCUUUUGGCAACAUGUGUCGUGGUGGACGAAUGUACGCACCAUUGAAAGUUUGGCGUAAAUGGCAUAGAAAAAUUAACUUGAAACAACGACGAUAUGCACUUGUCAGUGCUCUUGCAGCAUCAGGUGUACCAUCGCUUGUUUUAGCUCGAGGUCAUAGUAUUGAAACAGUACCAGAAAUUCCAUUGGUUCUAUCGGAUAAAGUUCAAGAUAUUAAAAAAACUAAAGAAGCUGUUGCUGUUUUACGUAAAGUUGGUGCAUGGAAUGAUAUCCUCAAAGUUUACGCAUCAAAACAUACACGUGCCGGUGUUGGUAAAAUGCGUAAUCGACGCACAGUUAUGAAACGUGGUCCAGUUGUCAUCUACGAUAAGGACAAUGGCAUAAAGAAAGCUUUUCGCAAUAUUCCAGGUGUUUCAUUAUUGUCGGUUGAACGCUUAAAUUUACUUCGUUUGGCACCAGGUGGUCAUGUUGGUCGAUUUGUCAUCUGGACUGAAUCAGCCUUCAAAAAACUCGAUGCACUCUACGGUACAUGGAGUAAAAAAUCUCAAGAAAAGGUUGACUUCAAUCUUCCACAACCAAUCAUGACCAACAGUGAUUUGGGACGUUUACUCAAAGCUUUCGAAAUCCAAAGUGUCCUUCGUGCACCAAUUAAACGUCAAGCUCGUCGUAAAGUCAAGAAGAAUCCAUUGAAGAACAUUGGUUUAAUGUCUCGACUCAACCCAUAUGCUGCCGUACAAAAACGUCAAACACUCUUACGUCAACUCAAAGGACGACGUACUGGUACAACAGCCGAAUCUAAAGCUGCUGCUCGCAAAGAACGUACUCAUGCAUCAUUGAAAGCUAAACGCUUGUCAGGUGUCAAUAUGGUGAAAAAGAGCAAAACUCAAACGAGUGCAGGUUCAACUAAAACAACAACAGUAACUACAACAACUAAAACAAGUGUCGCAUCGAAGAAAUCCUAA